This is a messenger RNA of Tilletiopsis washingtonensis, 2287 nucleotides long. RefSeq lists its product as hypothetical. The record is from RefSeq and is a predicted model, not a curated record. The transcript is spliced from 3 exons. Bases 236 to 2134 code for a protein of 632 amino acids. Lineage: Eukaryota; Fungi; Basidiomycota; Exobasidiomycetes; Entylomatales.
CUGAGCUGCCAGCCUGCUGCUCGACCGUCAUCGGCCCCUCCCGCUCGCUCGAGGCCCUCAGAGUGAGAGGUCUACGGCGUCCUCGUCGCCGCGUGCGAUCCGCGCAUCUCUGCCUCCUCUCUCUCACACACACACACGCACACACACCUCUUGACGCUCCCACCUCCGCAACCGACACGCGCGCGUGCCGCUGCCAAGUGGCCCAACGCAUCUCCUCUCCGCCCUCACUGCGCCUAUGGCCGCGCCCGCGCCCGCGGCCGCAGGCGGCAGCAUCAGCGCCGCCAGUGCCGCUGACGGCGUAGGCCAGCGUGGCUCCUACAUCUACGUCUCGCACGCCGACUCGGGCGGCCAUGUCGGCGAUGACGGUGCCUCUCUCUCCUCGCUCCAAGGCGCUGCUCCGCACAGACGCCGCACACGACAGCUACCUCCGCCCGCGCCGCUGCCUCGGCCACGCUUCUUCCUGCUGCUUCCCCUCCUCGCGCUCCUCGACGUCGCGAGCUGCGUCUUGCUAGCUGGUGCUGCAUUGCGUGCGCUUGAACAACAAGGAGAAGGAGGAGGAGGAGGAGGGGGAGAGGACGACGGCGACGAGUCGCAUGCCGCGGCGAGAGAAAAGACGCGCCGCUUGCUCGAGGGGGUGGUGGGUGUGGCGGCGCUGCGAGGCGCGGCACUGGUGGGCAUGGGAGUGGGCAGAGGAGUGAGACAAAGGGCCAUUGCGGUGGCGGCACUGUGUCUGCUCUGCGUGCUCGUCCUAGUCUCCAUCUCCAACGUGCUCUUCCUGCUGCCGUCCUCUGCCACUCGAGUGCCCGUGGGCAGCGUGCGGCCCGUCUAUGUGCUGCUGCACCAGCUUCUCCUCAUUCUCCUCGAGUGGGCCACGUACAUUGGCGUCAUUGGCGUGCGUCUGCCUCCCUCUUCGCUCUCGGCGCUGCGCGCCAGACGCUGGCAGCGCGGCGUGCGGCGCGAGGCUGAGGCAUGGAGAGGCGAGGAUGAGAGUCUGUAUGAUGCGGGAGAUGAGGGCGACGAGGAUGCCAGGCUUAGCCAGUCGCCCGAGGAGGAGGAGCAGCAGGAGCUCAUGCAAAGCAGUGAUGAGGACUCGGAAGCUCUCGAGGCGCGUCUCUCGCACAUGCGACCUCGAGUACUGCAAGACGAAGCACGCCACACCACUGCUUUCCCCGAAUCCGACGCCGAAGAAGACGCAGGCGUAUCCGGCGAGCGUUCGCCGCGACUGCUUCUUCGAAGCACGCCAGCCACGCUGCCGCGCUCCAGCACACUGCCCAACGUCUCUUCUGCGCCGCGAUCGCCUGCACAACAGCAGGCACAGCAAGCUGGCGUUGGCAGUGGCGGGGGCGUGGGCGUGGGCUCGUCUUCGCGCCUACGCACACGCGCUUCCUACGGCGCGCUGCGCUCCUCCUCCGGCGAGGCAGCGGCAGCAAGUACGCUGCAACAGCAACAACAACAACAACAGCGCCGCUCGCUGCACUCCACCUGCAGCUCGCCGGCGCGCGUCGCCUCGAUGUAUGCAGCAGCAGCAGCAGCAGCGGCAGAUGUCGAAGCUCAACGCCGUUUCCCUGGCGCUGGCAGCGAGGAUUCGGCAGAUGAACUUGAUCCUGACGACCUAGUAGACGCGCCUUGCGACCGCCUCGCCGCGCGAGAGCAUUCGCGGCGGCGCCUGGAGAGCGCCAAGCAGCGCGGCGAUGCGGAGCGCCGAGAGCGGCGCCACAGCAGUCUCAUUGCGCCGCGAACCUCCUCCUCCUCCACCACCACCACCACAUUGCGCGCGCAGCCGGGCCCGGGCUCGACGUCGCCGAAUCUGACGACGUCUCCACGAGCACUAGGCUCCACGACGGCAGCGCCAGCAGGCGCGCAGAGCUCGCCCGCCUCGCCGACGCCGACGCCGACGCCGACGCCGACGCCGAGGCGUGCCUCGGCAACCACGCCUUCGGCCUCCUCGACGCCACAGUCGCAGACGCAGACGCACUCGCAGCACGCUGCCGAGCCUGCACCUCUUCCUUCUUCGCCCUCGGCGACGCGCCGCAAGCUGAAGCUGAGGCUCUGGUCGAGGAAGCUGCGCGGAGAAGGAGGAGGAGCAGGAGGAGGAGCAGGGCGCGAGUCUACAGAGUCACCUCCUCCGCCCUGAAGACCCUUCGGCGAUGUGUAUGCUGCACGCCUCCGAACUGCGACCUGCGGGCGUAGGGGCGUGGGGCUAAGUUGCAGCGCCACUCCCGCCUGUGCGGCUGCGCUGAGCACGCAACGCUGGCAGCCACCGCUGAGGGUGUGGAGUGUGGGGGGG